Molecule: messenger RNA, 3840 nt
Organism: Leptidea sinapis
Lineage: Eukaryota; Metazoa; Arthropoda; Insecta; Lepidoptera; Pieridae
Product: probable Rho GTPase-activating protein CG5521
Exons: 15
Coding region: 152-2806 (884 amino acids)
Biological process (GO): positive regulation of GTPase activity
Cellular component (GO): cytoplasm; nucleus
Molecular function (GO): GTPase activator activity
Source: RefSeq, a predicted model, not a curated record
CAAAGUAAGGUUUUUGUGAUUGUGACUUGUGAGAGUGAAACUUUAAACUUUUAUAGGCUUGGUACUAUCCUCAAAUAAAAUAUCAUCAUGUGAAAACCACGAAAACAGCAAUGAAAACAAUCAUCUCAUAAAUUCCUUUACAUUUGGCGACAUGUUUACCAAGAAAUCCCACCAAGAUGUCAAAAAAUCAAGUAUUAAAAUACAGGAUUCAAAAAAGGAUUCUACAACCCGAUUAAAACACUUGAAAAUAGUCUUAGAACAUUUUGAUAUUGAUGAGGCUAAAAACUAUUUUGAAGCAAACUUUAGUCAUGUCUAUUUUAUUUUAUAUGAUAAUUUCAUACUAGCUGAGAAUAAUUUACGACAAAAAGAACUUCCGUUCCACCUUGUUCAUAAAGCUGGUAGAGAGGAAUUAGAGGGUGCUCUAUGUCUCUUAGAAAAAGUAUUAUCAUUAUUACCGGAGUUAAUUAGCAGAAGAUGGCAGUUGCACUCUCUAUCGAGAAUAUUUUCAAAACUCCUUCAUUUUGGCAAUUCACAAAAGUUAAGAGCAGAGGCUAUAAGAUACUUCCUGCUGUGGUUUCAAGCAUUAGGUGACAAUGCUCCACCGGAGGUUAACAGAAUGUUUGCGUCACUUGUGCCCGGCUUACCCGAAUCCAGUUUACCACCUGCGGGCUCACCAUUCAAACCAAAAGUAUUUGACGUCGUUACAAAUAUAUCACAAGAUACAAGCGAUUUCAAAGUCGAUGACCUCAUGCAGCAUCCAAACUUCACAUCCGUAGCAGAUACUAAAAAAGUUGUAGUUGAACAUACUUCGACUGGGAUUGCUACUACUGUGUCCUCUUCAAUAUUCCAUGACACAAAUGCUUUAAAUCCAGUCCAAAGCGUUGAUAUUCAGCCCCUACUCCCGCCCAGUGCAAGUGAGAAACUAGUUGAGAAUGAAACCAAAUAUUUCUUUGAAAUAUUACUCGACGCUAUGGCUACUUCUAUAACAAAAGUGCAUUGGAAGGACAGAUCCCACGCGAAGUCUAUGAGAAGUUUUGCAUUUUUAUUAGAGAAGUUUAAAAUGUAUUACCUGCCAGUAAUAUGUCCACAGUUUAAUUAUAAAAACUCUUUAUACAAACCAAAUUUGGAAUUACCAGUCCAACACAAUAUAUUAGAAGAUAGUUAUGUCUUAUGCCGGGUGACAUUAAUUAAAUGGGUGGCAAAUUAUGUGCAUUUCAUGAAGAAACAAGGAAGUGAGGGCCAACCUUCAUCCAUGACAAGUACGGGCUCCCACAUGGCUCAUUCGAACACACCUACACCUGCCACAUCCUUGCACCACGAGGAGGAGACUUCGUUCACUGUUGGACAUCCAUCGGACUCCAGUAGAGCAUCAUCUCAUGAUUCAGCUUCUAAUACCCCACAUCCUAGCCUUGAAUCAGGUACUGGAAUAUACGAAGAGGUAUCGCCUGAACAAGUCGUACGGGAUGUGUUGUGUUGUUCGUCCCGGGAGCACGUGGACUUCACCGUGGAGAUCCUGAGGCAAGCGUUCCUCCUGCCCUUCAUACACGCAGCGGCGACCCGCCGUGUCAUCGCGCUGUACAAAGACUGGAUACAAAUGAAUGUAACAGAGAUCCCACCUUUUUUGUUGGAAAGCACACACGAAGCGGGAGCUGGUGAACCUCAGGUGCCUCCGAGAAGGUUGAGGAAUGACUCUUACCUAGGGGCGCUGGGCAGGGACAAUGUGAUGGUUCGAGCUGGAUUGCAGAACGUGUUACAAGUAUUCAUGACGCAAGCGGCGAACGUGUUUGUGUCGUGUUCGCCCGCGGUGUCCGCGAACGCACAACUGUUGCUCGACGAACAAACCGACACGUGUAAACGUGUGCUGAAUAUUUAUAGAUACAUGGUCAUGCAUGUCGCUAUGGACGGCCGCUCGUGGGAACAACUUCUGGUGGUGCUACUACAAAUUACAUCGAUUGUUUUGACAAAAGUUCCGCCGAAGAAGAAACAAGACACACUUGGUGGUUUCCUUGCGCCAGCGCUUUUUCAAACACUCAUUGUGACGUGGAUCAAAGCAAAUCUGAAUGUCGCUGUGAAACCGGAGCUGUGGCAGAGCUUUAUGGAGCUGUUGACGAGACUCACUCAUUGGGAGGAUUUGAUCAAGGAAUGGGCUAAAACUAUGGAGACGCUAACUCGUGUGCUCGCGCGGCACGUGUACUCGUUGGAGCUUUCGGACACGGUUGCAGUGGGACCAGAGGCGAGGGGAGCCCGCGGCCGGAGGGGAGUGGGGGGAGCACCCGUCUCUUACCCGCCCCGCGCGCCCCCGCUGAGGCGACCCUUGCAGCACGACACCAGGACACCCGGUAAAUCCAGUCGGGUGAACCCUGACGCCCAGGCCCGCAAGGAAACAUCUCGGCGGGCGUUAGCGCGGUGUCGCAGCGACCCCCACCUCGACAGACACUCGCGCACGCCGGCUAACAUACGGACGCACAACUCCACGGAAGAAAAAGUCCCAUCAGAGAACAAACCAAGACGUUGGUAUUCACUAGACUCUAUUAGACAAUCGUCACAACACGAAGAACGGGACUCGGCCAGUGGUUCACGAUCACCAUCACCCGCCCCAUCUAGUGGCAUCGAAAGCAGUUCGAUUAAAGAUUCACCAUUGCAAAUUGAUUUGGCUUCGGAUGGCGGCAAUGUGGGUAUGAUAUUCUUUUUUCUACAUCUAUAUGUGGCUGGCUUGAUACAGGCCCUGACUGGGAUCUGGAGUGGUGACUGUUGUUGUGUCCAUACAUUGAUACUGUACCGCGUUUCAAAACGCCAUAGACAAUAAUUAUGCUGAGAUGGUUUGGCCAUGUCGAGAGAAUGAAUGAAGAACGAUUGACGAAAAAAGUGUAUAAGGCCAGUGUGAGUGAAAGUGUUGGAAGGGGUAGACCUAGGCGGACGUUUCAAGAUCAAAUCAGGGACGUCUUGAAAAAAGGCCAGGUCAAGAGUACCCUAAACCGGAGAGCAUGUAUGAAAGGAAUAAUGAAAGUGGACGAAGCGAAACAAGUAUGUAAGGAUCGUAGCAAGUGGAAAGAAGUGAUCUGUGCCUAGUGCUUACCCCUACGGUAAAGAGGCGUGAUUAUAUGUAUGUAUGUAUAGAUAAUAAUUUCACGUAAGCUGAGUCUCCUAAUAACACGAUAUUUUUUUAUUCUGCACUUUCAAUGACCCCACUCUAGAUCCAUACCGGGAUCAUACUUAUAUAUUUUUGUGUUUCUUUCUAAUUUUUAAAUUUAAAUUAAAUUUAGAUCAUUUAUACGUUUAGAUAGACUAUGACAGCUGUGAAAACCUACUUAAACCAAAUUAACCUCUAUUUUGAGCAAUGUAUGCACACUAACACAAAGUGUUCAUACAAAUCGCUAGUGUAGGACGUAGCUUUGUCACGCACACUAAAGUUUUAAACCUGGCCUGUUUUAAUCUGUUGUCUAACAGCAAGAUUUCUAUCUAGACGUAUAAAUUAUCUAAGAUGUUCAUUUAUUUAUUUAUUUUAUUUUAUGAAAAUAAGGGACAAGACGAGAAGGACGUUCACCUGAUGGUAAUUCAUACGCCCUGACCAUUACAAUGCAGUGCCGCUCAGGAUUUUUGAAAAACCCAAAAAGCGGAACGGCACUACAAUUGCGCUCGUCACUGAUCCUCAUUUGUUCAGUAAUUUCACUAGCUACGGCACCCUUCAGACCGAAACACAGUAAUGUUGACACAUCACUGCUUCACGGCAGAAAUAGGCGCCAUUGUGGUACCCAUAAUCCGUGCCGGCAUCCUGUGCAAAGAAGGAAUUUAUUAGUCAUUCAUUAUCCUGUUUUAUUUUACGAUGGGCUUGAGAUAUGU